AUGACCCCUCUGCUUCGCUGGGUCCGUGCAGCCCUACUGCUCCACCUUCUGUCAGGGGUAUUCAGCGCCCCUAGCUUUGCCGUUCUCGGGGCUUAUGUACCGUCAACCGUUGCGCUCCCGGACUUGUACGAGGCUUCGCUGUCAGACCUGCAGGCGGGGCUCACUGCAGGUCAAUUCUCCAGCGUUGAACUCGUAAAGGCGUACUUUGCCCGUAUCGAAGAAGUCAAUCUCAAUGGUCCCGAAUUGCGUGCAAUUAUCGAGACAAACCCAUCCGCACUCGCACAAGCAGCUGUGUUAGAUCGUGAGCGGAAGACAGUUGGCCCUCGCGGGCCUCUGCACGGCAUACCGAUUCUUGUCAAAGACAACGUCGCUACCGUGGCGGAUGAGGGCAUGAACACGACUGCUGGGUCAUGGGCGCUGUAUAAAUCCGUCGUGCCUGACGAUGCCGGUGUAGUGAAGCGCCUUCGCAAGGCGGGGGCCAUCAUACUUGGUGAGUACUUCGAUACAAUUGAUGUAAAGCAAACCUUUCUGAGUGGUCCCACGCUCGCGGAGACAUCGCCUCAGGUUGGUCUGGUCGGGGAGGGCAGUCCUCGAGUGCCUACUAUCCAGGCGGAGAUCCAUGUGGCUCAUCGGGAGGCUCUGCAAUUUCAACUUCAAUUGGGCUUGCACCGGUGGCCCUCGGCACGGAAACCGACGGAAGUAUUACCUGCCCAGCGAGCUAUAACAAUCUUGUCGGAGUCAAGCCCACUGUUGGCCUCACUUCGCGCGCAGGAGGGAGACGUCGGCCUGAGGAAGAACGCACGAGCAGAGCGUGAGCGUAGAGGCGGCAGGGCUCUGGAGACGCUGAGAGAGCUGGGUGCGACAGUCGUCGACCCAGCGGAUAUACCUUCAGCGCGGGAGAUGAUUGAGGCGGGGACUGAGGCAGUAGUGACCAGGGCAGAUCUCAAGGUGCAACUCAAUGAGUGGUUUGACAGUCUGAUAUCGAACCCCUCUGGCGUAUCCUCUGUUGCAGACCUCAUCAAGUUCAACAAGGAAAAUCCGUCUCUCGAGUCUCCAGAGGGAUACGCAGACCAAUCUAUCCUGACUGCCGCUCAGAAAACCGAGGGAUUGAACUCGACAUACUACGAAGCUCUUGCACGAAACCAUGAGAUGGGUCGCGAGCGGGGUAUUGAUGCCGCCCUGAAACAGUACGCGUUGGAUGCGCUCGUGCUCCCCGCCAAGGGGUUCGACUAUGUCACGAAGCCAUCAGCAAUCGCGGGUUACCCGAUUGUCACUGUCCCCUUGGGAUUUUAUCCCGACAACACUACUAUUGUCAGCGCCGGCCCGGUCACAUUCUACCCUGCACCCGGCAUACCAAUAGGGCUGGCGUUCUUGGGUACGGCGUGGAGCGAGUAUGACCUGAUCGGGUACGCAUACGCGUACGAGCAAAAGACGCAGACACGGCUACAGAGGAUGGCGUACGACGGUGCUAUCCCGCGUACACAAAUCAUGGACGUCCUGGAAGGCGCGUCAAAGGCGAUAUUUGAUGUUGUGAUUUAG
Messenger RNA from Coniophora puteana RWD-64-598 SS2, 1539 nucleotides. RefSeq lists its product as uncharacterized. Lineage: Eukaryota; Fungi; Basidiomycota; Agaricomycetes; Boletales; Coniophoraceae. Bases 1 to 1539 code for a protein of 512 amino acids. The record is from RefSeq and is a predicted model, not a curated record. The transcript is spliced from 12 exons.